Epithele typhae is the source of this 1191-nucleotide messenger RNA. Its product is annotated as cystathionine gamma-synthase. Lineage: Eukaryota; Fungi; Basidiomycota; Agaricomycetes; Polyporales; Epitheliaceae. Gene Ontology annotation, cellular component: cytoplasm. Gene Ontology annotation, biological process: transsulfuration. Bases 1 to 1191 code for a protein of 396 amino acids. Gene Ontology annotation, molecular function: pyridoxal phosphate binding; carbon-sulfur lyase activity. The transcript has 11 exons. The record is from RefSeq and is a predicted model, not a curated record.
AUGACUGGCAAGCCCACAGACAAGAAGAACACGCUCAGCGGCACGGACCUCAUCCAUGCCGACGACGAGCUUCACGGUCCAGAGGUUGCGCCGUCGUUGUCUGUGUCCACCACCUUCCGAGCUCCUAAACCUCACGACGGGCCGAAGGCCGAGUUCGACACCUGGAAUCCCACACAGCACAUCUACUCGCGCUACACCCAGAAUGUGAGCGGUCGCGCUGAGCGAGUCCUCAGUAAGAUCAACGGUGGAUAUGCCCUGACCGUGGCCUCGGGUCUCUCGGCAACCUAUACCGCGCUGGUUUAUUACACGCCCAAGCGCGUGGCUAUCACGGGGGGCUAUCACGGAUGCCAUGCUACCAUUGAAGUAUUUAAACGUGGUCGGAAGGACAUGCCCAUCAUCGACAUCGAUGACGAGUUCCAGCCUGGCGACUUGUGCUGGCUCGAGACGCCCCUCAACCCCACCGGUGUGGCAAGGGACAUCAAGUACUACGCCGACAAAGUCCACGCCGCCGGAGGGCAUUUGGUCGUGGACUCUACUUUUGCGCCGCCUCCGUUGCAGUACCCAUUCAAGUGGGGCGCCGACAUGAUUAUGCACAGCGGAACCAAAUACUUCGGUGGACACUCUGACUUGCUUUGUGGCGUCUUGAUAGUUCCUACUUUGGAGCAGUGGAAAGAGCUAUGGCCCAUCCGGACAUUCCUUGGUAACAUGAUGGGCUCGCUUGAAUCAUGGCUCCUGCUCCGUUCCCUUCGCACCCUCCACCUUCGCGUCCCGAGACAGUCCGAUAACGCCUUUGGGCUGGCUCAAUGGUUGUCCAAGGCCGCAGGGGGCAAGUCCCACGACGGUAUACCAGCGGAGGUAAUAGAGACCGUGUGGCAUUCCAGCUUGCAAGGCAGGGACGCCCGUGGGUUUGACCCCCAGACGCAGCUGGAGGGUGGAUGGAACCCAACGUUUGCCAUUUUUAUGACGAACGAGAAGUACGCGGCGUUGUUGCCGCAUUCCCUCAAGUACUUCAUCCCUGCGACAAGCUUGGGCGGUGUCGAGUCCCUGAUAGAGCAACGUGUGCACUCAGACCCUGGGGCAGACCCUAGGCUGAUUCGCAUCAGCGUGGGCGCCGAGGAUCUGGAGGACUUGAAGGAUGAUCUGAGACAGGCUUUUCAGGCGAUUGUCAAGUCGACCAAAGCCAAGCUGUAG